AGAGAAGACCAUCCUCAAAGUCGGACACAACACAGAGAGAAAACCCACCCAACCCCCUACAAAAACAGACAAACCCCCAAGAAAAGUCAGAAUAACUGAUCAGAUAAUGACUAAAGAGAGAACUUCAGACGAACCAGCUCCGCAACAGGAAGUGAAGCGAUCGAAAGUAAAGAAAGAAGUACAGUCAACGCGAACUGUAUCAGUUCCAACCAAACCAGAACACAAAUCCAGGAGAACCGUCUCCAGUACCCCUCCAAAAGUUGAUAAAACUCAAGUCAGAAAAGCAAGCACGCAUGUAAAACAACGCGUGACACCCAUCGUAAAACACGUGCACUUGGCCCAGACUGUGAAACACGUGACUACAUCAGUGAAACAUCACGUGACUCCAGCUACUGUGAAACACGUGACUAUUAUGGAGGAUAGAGAACAAAGGGUGAGACCGGUGGUUCAGAAAGCUCACCUUGUAAAGCGACAUCACGAGGAACUGGAAUCUGAGGACUCUGACUCAUCAAGUGGACAGCACUCCCCCGUAUCACGUCGUGUGUUUGGUGGUGCUGCGCGCAACACGGAGGUGGUGUCACGCGACGUGGCAGAGCUGCCGUCACGUGGGCGAAUACCACGUGACUCAUCCGAGUCAGAGGGUGAUAGGUCUCCUGUUUUCGUUAGGAGACCUCCUGCGGACUCCUACUCCUCUAUACAGUCUUCAAAUGAACCAGUGAUGACGCGACGGUUACCAGAAGAGCCGUGCACCAUAACACGACUUUUACCGGAGGAUCCCCGCGCGAUCUCGCGUAACGUCUCUGGCAUUACUCGCAAUGUGUCUGGAAACGUUACGCGCACGGUGCAAACAGUGCGCUGUGUCUCGCCUGAUUCUACUACUGAUACUCCUCCUCCUAAACCGAAGCAAACUACCACUAUUAUCCUCAACACCAAAGGGAAAUGUAGUGUCAGACCUGUAUCUCCUCCGGUAGACAUGAAGGUAGAUAGGAAGCGGAAGGUACUACCCCGUAACGAUGGUAAAACCACCCUAACUAGAGUGGUACAGAGACAUCUAGACGCCAGUUCUCCCCGACAUUCUCCCAAACGUAACAAGAAUAGUUCCCCUAAAAUGGCUGAUCACCAAGAUACGGGCGGUUUGAAGUCUGAGAAAUAUAACUCUUUCAGAAGCGAUGCCGAAAUAUCUGAGCUACUCAGCAACAAUAAGUUCAGGAGCGAGGAUGAUUCGUUCGACAUUGUCCAAGAAAAGAAACUAGCCCAGAUCAGAAGAAAAGUGAGGUCUCGUAGCUUUUCAGAUGGACGGACCAAGACCUCGUUGAGCAGCAGAUUAGGAUCAGCAAGAGGCUCUGAUCUCCGUAAAUCUCUUCCGACCAAAUUUGGAGGUGUUGCUGCCAGAGUUUUUAGCGAAAACAGGUUAUCUUCGGCCCGCGGUAACAGAGCUUCUCUGCGAAAAACCUCCGGACGAAUCUCAGAGAGAAUUAGCUCAGGACGAACUUCUGGUUCAUUAAGAUCUCAGGAUAAAGAACGGUCAGUAUUUAAUCGGUUGGGGGACUAACUUCGGAGUACAACGAAGUGACGAAGACGCCGAGACGGACCUUGUAGAUAAAUUUAUGUACUAUUCAGUGUAAAAGACUCCUGUUGUGAUAUCUCAAGAUGAACAUUAAUAUUCAUUAUCACCAGUGACAUGUAGACUUGGAUAAUUGUAACAGUCGGGACAUCAUUUUGUAAUAUCGAUCGAAGAUUUUCAGCUUCGCCUAAUAUUUUGUGCUGUAUGCUUCUCUGCAAAUUUCAAUUUGAUGAGAUAUUAUCCUAUUUUAAUUGGGUAGCAGUUUCUCCAUGACGUUCAACUGAUAGAGUUUUAAUUGAAAGUUAUAACUUAUUUUUAAUGGGCUGGACAGACAUUUUAUUUGAACGAGUAUAACAUAAUUAAGUUGCUGUUAUGAUAAUUAUUGAGAGCU
Messenger RNA from Bolinopsis microptera, 1955 nucleotides. RefSeq lists its product as uncharacterized. Lineage: Eukaryota; Metazoa; Ctenophora; Tentaculata; Lobata; Bolinopsidae. The coding region runs from base 107 to 1552 and encodes 481 amino acids. The transcript is spliced from 12 exons. The record is from RefSeq and is a predicted model, not a curated record.